GGCGCUUCGGCUUUUGUAAUUGAACGAAUACCGGUUUACAGUUUACUCGAACUCGAACGCUCUUAGUGGCAUUUCACAAAGAGUACGGAAUGCGUCUGGUGUAAUAUUCGCUGUUGCCGUACGACUUUUUUUCAGUGAUAACUGGGUUCGAUUCGGAUUUAGUGAUGCGCGUUAAUUGACAACAGCACGAAAUCUACUUACUUUCACGAAUAAAAAGUGCAACUUUAACUAAUCCACAAUGUCUGUGUUCGGUAUGGUAUCGUCGGUAGCGGGCUUCAUAAAAGUCCGCUACCUUGUGGAUAAAGCCCUAAUAGAUAAUAUGGUAUUUAGAGCGCAUUACAGAGUCACGUCUGCCAUUUUGUUCCUAUGUUGCAUUAUUGUUACGGCGAAUAAUCUAAUAGGUGAUCCUAUUCAAUGCAUAAACGACAGAGGAGUUCCAGGUCACGUUAUAAAUACUUAUUGUUGGAUAACGUAUACGUUUACGUUACCCCACGAGCAAGGAAAACGCGUCGGUACCGAAGUCGCCCAUCCAGGACUAGGAAAUGAAAACCAAGAAAAGACUUACCACAGUUAUUAUCAGUGGGUGCCCUUCGUCCUGUUUUUCCAGGGCGUCAUGUUUUACGUGCCACAUUGGAUAUGGAAGAAUUGGGAAAACGGCAAAAUACGCAUGAUAACGGAAGGAAUGCGAGGUUCCAUGGUCGGAGUGGGCGAGAAACAGGAGAGAGAACAUAGACAAUACAGACUGGUGCAAUAUCUAAUGGAAACAUUGCACAUGCACACAUCCUACGCCUUCGGUUACUUCUUUUGCGAAGCUCUUAAUUUCGUUAAUGUGAUGGUGAAUAUAUUCAUGACGGACAAGUUCCUGGGCGGCGCGUUCCUCACCUACGGCACCGACGUCGUCGCCUUCUCCAACAUGAACCAGGAGAACCGCACCGAUCCGAUGGUGCAGGUGUUCCCGCGCGUGACCAAGUGCACGUUCCACAAGUUCGGUCCAUCUGGCACCAUACAAACGCACGACGCGCUCUGCAUCCUCGCACUGAACAUCCUCAACGAGAAGAUCUACAUCUUCCUGUGGUUCUGGUUCAUCAUUCUGGCGGUACUCAGCGGCCUGGCUAUAGUCUAUUCGGCCGCGGUGGUGCUGUUGCCCAGCACCAGGGAGACCAUCCUGAAGAGGAGGUUCAGAUUCGGGGUGCCCAAUGCGGUGGAGACGAUCAUUAGAAAGACGCAGGUGGGCGAUUUUUUGCUGAUCCAUUUGCUGGGCCAAAAUACGAACCAGCUGGUAUUCAGCGAAAUAUUGGACGAAUUCGUGAGGCGAUUGAAUUUCGGUAAUAGCAAUAGUAAUUUACCGUCGGCUCCGAGCACGCUGGAGAUCAGCCCGAUUUAUCCGGAAAUCGAGAAAUUUAAGGAAACUGACGCUUGAUUUUCGAUUGCAUUUUCAGUAUAAUUUGUAGCUUUUUUUACAACGAUAUCGCGAGAACUGUUCGCAUUUAUCUCGUAGACUCGAUUAAUUAUAUUUUUUGUAAGUUAUUUUAUUAUUUACAACGCCAUAUGCAUAGGUUAUAGAUAGAUCUCCUAUAUUUUUUAAACAAAAUUUUGAUGCAUUUGGGCCGUAGCAGCACGAAUGGAAACUGCCUAAUAUUGUAAGGCCUUUAUUUUAGGGACCAAUUUUUAUUAAGUAUUUUUAAGGUUUAUAUACUUUUGUAAUAAUUAUAAAGAUACUGAAAUUUAAAACGUUUUUAUAUCUACAAACUUACCUAUUUCCCCAGUCUAUUUUCU
Phyllotreta striolata is the source of this 1776-nucleotide messenger RNA. The record is from the annotation of a GenBank genome assembly. NCBI's taxonomy places the organism in Eukaryota, Metazoa, Arthropoda, Insecta, Coleoptera, Chrysomelidae.